CUUUCGACGAAAUCGUACAGAAUUUCGACGUCUAUAAGAUUGAAACCAUUGGCGACGCCUAUAUGGUUGUGUCCGGUAUUCCCAAUCGAAAUGAGGAUCACUCGGAACAGAUAGCGUCGAUGGCACUGGAAAUCCUGCACUUUUGUUUGCAAUUUAAGAUGAGACACAUGCCUACCAUUCCGCUCAGAUUGAGAUGCGGAAUACAUACGGGUCUG
This is a messenger RNA of Oppiella nova, 215 nucleotides long. NCBI's taxonomy places the organism in Eukaryota, Metazoa, Arthropoda, Arachnida, Sarcoptiformes, Oppiidae. The record is from the annotation of a GenBank genome assembly.